ACGUUGAGUCGAGCAUCCUGUUCCUCCGUUGUAGUGUUUUGACGAAGUCAAGUAUUAAUUUGUGAGAUAUAGACUCUAGUUCUGAGAAAGUGACUCUUGUUUUUGUUGUUCUAAAAUGGGUUCCAACAAAGAAAACACGAGGACGUGUUGCAAGUGUGGAUCUUCAAGUGCCAAAGAUCCCAAUAUUACAUUAUAUCGCUUUCCUAACCCUGGCCCUAGAAAUAGCUUACGUUGUGAAUUAUGGUCCAAGUAUUGUUUUCCCAAUGAAGCCUGGGCUUCUCCAAACUUCCAAAGGGAACUACAUUCCAAACACAAAAUGUUGUGCAGUAAACAUUUCAGAGCAACAUGUUUUUAUAACAAAAAGUUAUUUAAAACUGCAGUACCUGAUGUAGAAACUGAAGAGACUUCUACAAAUAUCUCUGAUACAAAUGAUAUUUUUCUGCAUAUUGCUGGCACAUCUAAAAUGGGUCUUCCUGUUUUGGAAUCUCACUUGGAUAUCCCAAAUCCUCCUUGUGCACAAAAUAAGCUUGAAGUAUGUCAAGGAACUUCCAAAAUGAAAGAACGACUAUUAAAAAUGAAGAGAAAAAUUAACAAAAUUUAUAGACUUGAGAAAAGCAUAAAGCAUUUAAAAAAUGAGACAUUUUUAAAUGUUUUGAGGAAAAAUGAGACAGUCACAGAAAUUCUGCAAACAAAAGUAACUCCCACUUUUGCCUUAUUACUCCAAGGAGAACUGCAGAAUUUUAAAAGAAAAUCUAGGGGUCGUCGUUGGAAUUUGGACGAGAAAAUAAUUGCACUGGGGCUGUACAAAAAGUCCCCAACUUGUUACAAAUUAUUAAGAAGAAUGAUUUGCCUGCCUGCUCCUAGUUCACUCAAGUCAUUGUUAAAUAAAUUUCAAAUGAAUGCUGGACCAAAUAAACAAAUUUUGCAAAUUUUGAAAAAGUAUUCCAAAUCCUUGCUGCCAUCUGAGAGGGAAUUCACUCUUUUAUGGGAUGAGAUGUCCAUCAGGAAACAUUUGUGGUACAACCCAAAGGAAGAUGUAAUUGAAGGCUUCCAAAAUCAUGGAACGCAAGGGAGAUUUUCACAAGUGGCUUCUCACGCCCUUGUUUUUAUGGUGGUGGGCAUCCGAAAAAAAGUUAAACAGCCAGUGGCAUAUUAUUUAUCAUGUGGCUCUGUGACAGCAGAUAGAUUGUCUGUAUUGAUAAAAGAGGUUUUAAGCUCUUGUUUUGAUGCCGGGUUGAACAUUUGUGUCUCUGUUUGUGACAUGGAUGGAGUGAACAAGAGAGCUCUCUGUCUCUUGGGAACAACUGCAGAGCAUCCUAUAAUUAAAGUGGGUGAACAUGAGAUUGUCAGUAUAUUUGACACACCGCACUUGCUUAAGUGUUUUAGAAAUUGGUUUUUAAAAUACAAUAUAAAAUUCAUGACUGAUAUAACAUCUGAAAACAGACAAGGAAUUGGAAUCGCCAAAUGGAGCCACAUCAAACUGUUUUAUCAAUUGGAUAACAGUAAUCCAAAUUUUGUGUUUGCACCUUCUUUGAGAGAAGAACACCUUAACCCAAACUCCAAACAAUAAAUGAAGGUGAAACUUGCUGCACAAGUUUUAAGCCACUCUGUAGCAGCUGGAAUGUAUUCAAAAAUAGCCACGGGAGACAUGCCGAGUGACGCUACUCAGACAGCUAACUUAAUAGCAAAAAUGGACAUGCUAUUUGAUAGUGUAAACGCAAAUACGCCAGAUCUAAGAAGAGGCAAAAAGUUUUCAACAAACAUAAAAGAAAAUACAGAACACAUAGCGUUAUUCCGAGAGAUGAAAGAAAUUUUUAAAAAUUUAGUUUUCCUACAAUGUAGAAAUCAACCACCUUCUAAAGAAGGCUGGAUAUGGACCCUUAAUGGGUUAGAAUUAGUCUGGCAUUACAUGUCAACGAAACAUAAAGCUAUUAAAAGCCUCUCGACAAGGCGAAUUCAGCAGGAUCCAUUAGAAAAUUUAUUUGGCUGCAUAAGAGCAAACUGUGGAUCAAAUAUUAAUCCCACAGCAAGCCAAUUUGUUGCGGGAUUAAAAACUGCUGUACUCAGCAAUACGGGAAAUAUGGGAAGUGGGAAUUGUGAAAUUGACGACAAUGAAGCAAUAUUAGGCAACUUCAAGGAUUUGCUAAAACCAGCCACAGACAUAUUAUCAGCUACAAACUCAAACUCAAACAUAUUUUUUAAUUUAUUAAAUGAUCAUGACAUUUAUUCUUCCAUUGAGGGAAAAACUGAAGAAGCCAAUGGCGAAAUGCAAGCUUGUGCAUAUGUCUGUGGCUUUAUUGUAAAAAAUCAUAAGAACAAUAAUUGUCAUUAAUGCAAAAAAAUAUUUGUUUCUAAUACACAAGAGGAAGUGCACAAUUUUAUUGAGUUCAAAAACUAUGAAACAAUUAAAAAGUCACUCAUAUAUGCCUCGAAGGACUUAAUAGAUUUUGUUGAGAAAAGUGCAACAAUAAUGAAUAAUUUCCUUGAGACAGGCAUAUAAAGAGGACAUUAAGAAAAAAAUUAUAAGUAUAUUAAAAAGUACUGUAAAUUGUGACUUCCUCCAAAGCUGCUCAUUGCACAUAAAUGAAAACAUAGAGUAUUUAAUAAACAGUGUUUUUUAUAUAUGUGUCAAAAGAUAUUGUGUAGUUAGAAACAGAUCUUUUGCCAAAGAGGCUGCUGCGUCCAGUCUUAAAAGAAAAAUGAAUAUUAUUUUACAUAGAUAAAAUCAGUGUGCCUGACUCUAGCAGGAAAAAUUGUUGUAGAUUGAUUUGAAUAUAGUAAAAAAUUAGAGCACUAUCUCCUGUAAAUAUGCGCGAAAUUAAAAAAUGAUGCUUGUAUGUAACCAUUUCGGAAAUAAAUUUAACUGCCAAUUCUGCUGGAGUGACGCUGUUCCACAGGAAGAUUUUUAAAUGAGCGUAAUGUAUAUUAGAAAAUAGCUUUUUUGUAUGUACAAAAAAGUGCGAGAAAAAUGAAAUUUGGGCGGCUUACAGUUUUAGAGUUAUGAAGUUUCCCGCUGGGGUAAUUUGCUGAAACAGUUGAUUAUGCUAUCUUGGCUUAAACAUAGAUAAGUAGCUCUGAAUUUGUGACAUAAUAUUUUCGUGCACUUUUCUGUACAAAAAAAGCUGAUAUACAUUACAUACUCUAAUAUUCUGAUAUACAUUACAUACUCCUCCGAUUGCUCGUUUAAAAAUCUUCCCGCUGGAACAGCGGUACUCCAGCAGAAUUAUUCUUUUUUUUUAUUUCGCACACAUUUACAGAAGAUAGUGCUCUAAUCCUACAAAUCCCAAUCCUACUAAUAAUAUUAAAAGUGCCAAAGUUUGAUGUGAUGUGAUGGAUGUAUGUUUAUGUGUAGGUGUGUAUGAUUGUUACUCUUUCACGCAAAUACUACUUAACCGAUUACAAUGGAAUUUAGCACACAUAUAGAGGGUAACUUGGAUUAACACAUAGGAUAGGUUUUAUCGCGGAAAUUACAU
Messenger RNA from Colias croceus (clouded yellow), 3473 nucleotides. RefSeq lists its product as uncharacterized. Bases 116 to 1570 code for a protein of 484 amino acids. Lineage: Eukaryota; Metazoa; Arthropoda; Insecta; Lepidoptera; Pieridae. The transcript has 6 exons. The record is from RefSeq and is a predicted model, not a curated record.